ACAGCUCUGUGUUCUACAGCUCUGUGUUCUACAGCAGCUCUGUGUAUACUGCAGCUCUGUGUGUUCUACAGCUCUGUGUUCUACAGCUCUGUGUAUUCUACAGCUCUGUGUUCUACAGCAGCUCUGUGUAUUCUGAAGCUCUGUGUAUUCUACAGCUCUGUGUUCUACAGCAGCUCUGUGUAUUCUGAAGCUCUGUGUGUUCUACAGCUCUGUGUGUUCUACAGCUCUGUGUAUACUGCAGCUCUGUGUAUACUGCAGCUCUAUAUUCCCUUGUGCUAUAUUCCCGAGUCCAGUAUUUCCCUAUCCUGUAUCCUGUAUUCCCUUGUUCUAUAUUCCCAUGUGCUGUAUUCCCAUGUGCUGUAUUCCAGUGUGCUGUAUUCCCGUGUGCUGUAUUCCUAUGUGCUGUAUUCCUGUGUGUUGUAUUCCUAUGUAUUGUGUACCCGUGUGCUGUAUUCCCGUGUGUUGUAUUCUUAUGUGUUGUGUACCCGUGUGUUGUAUUCCCGUGUGUUGUAUUCCUGUGUGUUGUAAUCCUGUGUGUUGUAUUCCUGUGUGUUGUAAUCCUGUGUGUUGUAUUCCUGUGUGUUGUAUUCCUGUGUGUUGUAAUCCUGUGUGUUGUUUUCCUGUGGGUUGUGUUCAGGAGGAUCAGACAGCAGUGCUGAAUUGUGAUGUUCUUAUUAGGGCUUUAGUGUAAGGACAAGUGCUGCACACAAAUCUACAGCUUUGCAUGGUUAUUUGCUUCUCCUUCUUGCUAAGUUACCAUGUGAACCGAAUUGGGAUGUGUGGGUGGAGCUAAAAACAGCGCAGACCAUUGAUUGGUCCAACAGUCACACAGAAUCAUUUUCUAACAAAUCACAUUUCUACCUGAACAAAAUCUUUCAGUAGUGUAGUGUCUGUCUGCUAAAAUUACUCCUCCAUCCUAUUUUCUUGGAUACAGUUAUGUAUUGGGAACACCCCCUACCGUCCACACAGACACACACACCACCGUUCACACACAUCACUUGGCUGGGAUGCGGCUCGUUCGAUGUUCAGUGGAGAAGCUCCACUGUGUGUGUGCAUAAGUCAGAAAGUGGGCAUGGUUUCUGCCUGUCUGUUGGACCCAAAGUGACAUUUUGUCAUGACAGCGCAGUGUGAGAAAUGUGGCACGCUUAAAUAAUCCAACAUCUCCAAAAACUGCUGGUCCUCUAAAUGCCUGAUUAUUAUUACAGCAUCUAUAAAGUCAGAAGUACGUUCACACGCUCCUGGACUCGUCUCGUCUCUGUUCUCUCCAUACAGAUAAGAGAUUUCUUUUCUCCUGAUUUGUAUCUCAAACUUUAAUUUUCUGUCUUUUGACCUGUGAGUGUGUGUGUGUGUGUGUGUGUGGUGAAGAAGGUGUUCAGAGGAAAGCUGUGCUCUGUCUGCACUGUUAAUUGGCUCCAUUAGUCUCAGCAAGUGUUGGCACUUUGAAAUACAGAAGUCACAGUAAAGAGCUAUAAAGGAGAGAGAAAGAGAGAGAGACAGAGAAAGACAGAGAGAGAGAGAGAUGGAAAUAAACACACAUAUGAAAUAAAGGUACUUUUCCCUUUUUGUCCAUUCAGAAAUUAUGAUGGAUGUAACUUUUUCCCCUCGAUUCUAUCAGUUCUUUGGUAAAGAAAAUCAGUCUGGAUUCCACAAUCGCUAGUAACUAUACACAAAUCUCCAAACUGCUGUUUCUGUGUAAAAUAUGUGAGAAAGUUGUUCUUAUCACUGAUAAUCUUAACUAAACAUUUCAUUCCAGUUUCCCUUCCCAGCAUGGUACUGAAACUUCUUGAAGUGAAAUCACCUCAGCAUGAGACAGAGACACUGGCACAUUGUCCUCGUUCUCCUCGAUCUUGGUGCAUUUACAGUUUCAGAUGGAGCACUGGGUUUUGCUUUCAUGCUUCACUGGUUUCUUUAACUGAACAUUCUGUAGCAUUCAGGACUCACAAAUUACGGAGUCAUACGUCCCCAUGUGGUGUUCCUCAGGGCUCAGCUCUGGGUCAGCGCUUAUUUAACUCUCUGUGUCCUCCCCCUCGACAGCCUAAUCAAUAAAUAUAACAUAUUGAUAUUCUGUGGACACACGGCUCGACAUGUCAGUCGUACCUGAUAAGAUUAAAUUGAUGAACUUAAGGAAUCUAAACCCAGAUGAGAGCAUAGUGUUUUCUCUCAGCUCAACCGUGUGUGUGUCUGUGUGUGUGUGUCUGUGUGUGUGUGUGUGUGUGUGUCUGUGUGUGUCAGUACGAAAAGCUGCUGUUAUUUGGUCUGUUAUGUGGUUUAUUGUGGUGUUUUCUAGUGUCCAGAACAAACCACUGUGAUGAUGCUGAGGUGAGUGAAGACACUGCAGGAUGGCGCAGCGUGUAUGUGUGUGUGUGUGUGUGUGUGUGUGUAUGUGUAUGCGUGUAUAUCUUUGAUUUUGGCAGAAACUCAGUGACCUUGACAAGCUUUAGCUCCUCCUGCAGGGUCCUCUCAUCCUCCAAGCUGCUGUCUCACACACACACACACAGACACACAGACACACACACACACACACAGACACACACACAAAACUGAGCUGAGAGAAAACACAGUCGGAAUAUUAACACCCGUCUCUCUCCCUGAUGCUGCUGUUUCUCCUUACAGAUGGAGCAUAACUUGAAUAUCUGUAAAUUUCUGCCCUUUUCACUAUAAUGCUAUAAAAAUAUUGUUUUAUUAAUAUACAUUAUUUUAUUAAUUUAUACUAUUUAUUAAUGUAUACUGACACAUUAAGUUACUUAAGUGUAACUAUUUGUGUAACUAUUUAACUAACAACCUAACAAAUGAGAAGAAAAGCAAUGCGGUGAUGACCAAUAGGAGUGUUACACAUCUUUUCCACCAAAGUUAAAUAUUAUCCCAGGUUUUUGAUUCCACAUAUUGGUUCCUAGUCGCAGUUCCUGAACCAGGCGCUGCAAUGCUCCAGCUCUGAUGAAGUGAAAUAAAACGUUGCUGGAGUUUUCAUCGUACAUAGACAGAAGUGAUAAUGAAGAGAAAAUGUUUUCGAUUUAAUUCUGACACGAGGAGACAGUGAUACACUUUAUACACACUUUAUGCAUGAGACAUUUUCAUUUUGUAGAUUAUAAUGUUGUGGUCAGAUGUGAGGUUUAGCAGCUAACAGGAGUUUGUGCAGCCGUAUCACGAGUCAGGUGCUAACAGGGUAACCUUGGUAGACAGCAAAAAAUAUGUGUUUGUGUUA
Pangasianodon hypophthalmus (striped catfish) is the source of this 3202-nucleotide messenger RNA. Its product is annotated as keratin-associated protein 10-8-like. The transcript has a single exon. Gene Ontology annotation, cellular component: keratin filament. The coding region runs from base 338 to 691 and encodes 117 amino acids. The record is from RefSeq and is a predicted model, not a curated record. NCBI's taxonomy places the organism in Eukaryota, Metazoa, Chordata, Actinopteri, Siluriformes, Pangasiidae.